AUGUUCAAUAUUUUCUCUUCAUUUUCGUUCUUUCUUUCUGGCUUGCUUUUUUUUCUUUCUUUUUUUCUUAAUAUUCAACUCAUUUUUCUUUUCUCUUUUUCUUUCUUUCUUUCUUUCUUUCUUUCUUUCUUUCUUUCUUUCUUUCUUUCUUUCUAUUCCUCAUAUUCUUUUCUUCUUUCUUUCUUUCUUUCUUUCUAUUUAUCACAUACUUCCCUUCUCUUUUCGUUCGCUUUCUUUCUUUUUUGUAUCUUUUUUCUUUCUUUUUCUUUUUCCGUCAGUCUUUCUUUCUUUUUCUAUUCAUCACAUUCUUCCUUAAUCUUUUCGUUGACUUUCUUUCCUUCUUUCUUUCUUUCUUUUUUUCUUUCUUUUUUUCUUAAUAUUCAACUUUUUCUUUCUUUUUCUUUCUUUUCUUCCUUACUCUUUCCGUUGACUUUCUUUCUUUCUUUCUUUCUUUCUUUCUUUCUUAAUAUUCGUCUCAUUAUUCACUUCUUUCUUUCUUUCUAUUCAUCAUAUUUUUCCUUUCUCUUUUCGUUGACUGUCUUUCUUUCUUUCUUUCUUUCUUUCUUUCUCUUUUUUGUAUUUUCGUUCACUAUCUUUUUCUUUUUUCUUUAUUUUUAUUCAUCACAUUCUUCCUAUCUCUUUUCGUUCACUUUCUUUCUUUCUUUCUUUCUUUCUUUCUUUCUUUCUUUCUUUCUUUCUUUUUCUUCUACUACUACUUUCCUCCCACUUCCUCUUCUUCUUCUACUACUACUUCUCCCCUCUUGCUCUUCCUCCUCCUCCUCCUUCUUCUUCUUCUUCUUCUUCCCUCCCACUUCUUCUUCUUCUUUCGUCCUUAACCACGGGCCGCUGGUCUUAGCUAGUGUGCCUGCCUGCCUGCAUCAUCUAUCUAUCUAUCUAUCUAUCUAUCUAUCUCAGUCUGUUUAUAUCUAUCUAUCUCAUUUUCUUCAUAUCUAUCUAUCUGUCUAUCUAUUUCAGUCUGUUUAUAUCUAUCUCAGUCUAUUUCAAUCUGUUUAUAUCAUCAUUUUGUUCAUAUCUAUCUAUCUGUCUAUCUAUUUCAGUCUGUUUAUAUCUAUCUUUCUAUUUCAUUCUGUUUAUAUCUAUCUAUCUAUCUAUCUAUCUAUGAAUCUAUCUAUCUAUCUAUCUCUAUUUAAUAAAAUUUAUCUAUCUAUCUAUCUAUCUAUCUAUCUAUCUAUCUAUCUAUCUAUCAAUCUAUUUCAGUUGUUUAUUUUAUCAUCUAUUCAUCUAUCUAUCAUUAUCUAUCUAUCUAUUUCAUUUCAUUCAUAUCUAUCUAUCCAUCUAUCUAUCAUUAUCUAUCUAUCUAUCUAUCUAUCUAUCUAUCUAUCUAUUCAUCUAUCUAUCUAUCUAUCUAUCUAUAAAUUUAUCUAUUUAAUAUUCUGUAUAUCUAUCAUUAUCUAUCUAUCUAUCUAUAAAUCUAUAUCUAUUUUCUUCAUAUCUAUCUAUCUAUCUAUCUAUUCAUCUAUCUAUUUAAUUAUCAUAUCAUUCAAAAAUAUCUAUCUAUCUCAUCUAUCUAUCUAUCUAUCUAUUUCAGUCUGUUUAUAUCUAUCUAUCUAUCUAUCAUUCUAUCUAUCUAUUAUUAUCUAUUUCAGUCUGGAUAUCUAUCUAUCUAUUUAUCUAUCUAUCUAUCUAUCUAUCUAUCUAUCUAUUUCAGUCUGUUUAUAUUCAUCUAUUCAUCUAUCUAUCUAUCUAUCUAUCUAUCUAUCUAUAAAUAUCUAUUUCAGUCUGUUUAUAUUUAUUCAGAAUCUAUCUAUCUCAUCAUAUCUAUCUAUCUAA
Messenger RNA from Acanthosepion pharaonis, 1791 nucleotides. NCBI's taxonomy places the organism in Eukaryota, Metazoa, Mollusca, Cephalopoda, Sepiida, Sepiidae. The record is from the annotation of a GenBank genome assembly.